Messenger RNA from Penicillium arizonense, 714 nucleotides. RefSeq lists its product as uncharacterized. The transcript is spliced from 2 exons. The record is from RefSeq and is a predicted model, not a curated record. Gene Ontology annotation, biological process: DNA integration. Lineage: Eukaryota; Fungi; Ascomycota; Eurotiomycetes; Eurotiales; Aspergillaceae. The coding region runs from base 1 to 714 and encodes 237 amino acids. Gene Ontology annotation, molecular function: nucleic acid binding.
AUGAGAGGAAUUCACUGGUAUUUCAUUGCCCCGUACGCCUAUGAGCAAAAUGGCAAGGUUGAGCGUCUUAUGCGUACUGUUGGUGAGAGAAUGCGAUACAUUCUAGCCGAUAGCAAGCUUCCUACCUUCCUAUGGGCUGAAGUCAUGAAAACUGUUAUUAUCGUGAGAAACAUGACGGUUUAUAAUGGCCGUAAGAUGUAUGGAAGACCUCCUAUUACACCCUUCGAGCUUCGCUACGUCUUCCCACGUGAAGCUAUUCACCAAAGCGAAGAAGGACGCCACCUAGCUCUGAGAGCAGAGCUUGGCUACCUCACUGGAUACACUGGCUAUAGCGGCGCCCAAUAUCGCGUCUAUAGACCAUUUCCUAAUAAGAAAGGAGGCACAAUGCAUGUCGUGGGAGAUGCAAUCAUUGAUGAAGGACCCGAUUGGGAUCUAUAUAAUGACCCUGACACCCCGACAACACCUACUAGCAUCCAGCAAGAGACCCAGCCAGCCUCUCCAGCUAUUUCCGGGCCCGUCAACCUCCAUGGCCCUGAUCCAGAGGACUCCGACGACCCCAAAAAUGACGAAUUCUACGUAUUAGACGAGGAUUCAGAUCAAUCCGAGGUCUUAGACGCAUCGGACGUCUCCGACGCCGAUUCUAGAGACCCAAUUCAGCUAUUUUCAACGGCUUUAAGAGCUAAAAAAGCUGAGAUUCAACGCUAUAAAGACUAG